Molecule: messenger RNA, 4241 nt
Organism: Micropterus salmoides (largemouth bass)
Lineage: Eukaryota; Metazoa; Chordata; Actinopteri; Centrarchiformes; Centrarchidae
Gene: txndc11
Product: thioredoxin domain containing 11
Exons: 13
Coding region: 189-2792 (867 amino acids)
Source: RefSeq, a predicted model, not a curated record
AAGUCUACGUGGGGAAGAAAGGUUGGUCUGACCGUGUUUGAAUAUCCUACACACCAACAGCACCGAUGUCCAAUCCAGGUUAGCUCUGUCCCCUGUCGAACCAGUUUUCCGCCCCCCGGUAGGCAAAUGGAUGCGUUGAGCAGCAGCCAGGGCGUAUAAAUGGGACGGAGAGCCGACGACAGCCUGUAAUGCUGCGCCGGGUGCGGCAGUCUCUCCGGCAGGUGCUGUUUCUGAUGGCCCGGAGACCGGGUCUUCUGUGCGGGGCUAUCGUGCUCGGCGUCCUGCUCAUACUGGCCGUGAAGUUCACAUGCAGCCGGGCUAAGAAUGUGGUGGCAGCAGCCCGUCCUCCAGUGCGGUUCUUCUCUGCUGAGGCCCCUGUGGUGGACCUCUAUCUGGGUCAGCUGGACCAGGUGGAGCGUCUCAGGAGUGUGGCAGAAGUAUCUCUCAUCUUUUUCUAUGCACCGUGGUGUGCUCACUCAAUGACUGCCCGUCAUGAAGUGCAGCAGGUGGCUAAAAAGCUGGCCAAACAGGUGCAGUUUGUGGCUGUUAACUGCUGGUGGAGUCAGGGGAAAUGCAGGAGGCAAAACCGCUUCUAUCAGUAUCCGAUCAUCCAUCUGUUUUACAGAAGGUUUGGGCCUAUAGAGUACAAGGGUCCAUUUGUGGCUCAAUAUGUGGAAAAUUUUAUCCUCAGAGUCAUCACACCGCUCACUUACCUCCCAUCAAGAGCAACACUACAAGAGUUCCUCUCCUAUCACGAGCCUCGAGUGGUGGGUUUUUUCCAGUUUAACUCUUCUCCUCAGCCGCCGGGUUACAUUACAUAUCUGUCAUCUGCCUUGCACGCACUGAAAAGGGAUUUCCGUGGUGUUGUGCGUUUCGGGGUUGUGACCAACAAACAGGUGGCAGGGGCCAUCUCACUUAAAGAAGAUGAAACAGUAUACCUGUACAGAAGAUUAAACUCCUCUUUGAUUUUCCCUCGAAGGGAACGCAACUUUACAUCCGAGGCCAUCUGUAGCUGGGUGUUUGAACACCAAGAGACCGUCCUCCAUUGGCUUCAGCCACCGGGAACAAAGUCCCGCCUCCUGGAACAUGAGCUGACUAAAGGUCCUGCCCUGCUGCUGUUCCUGCCGCACAAUCCACUCGGGUCCAAGCCCAAUCCUAUACUACAGCAGGUUGCGGACAUUGCUGUGCGUUAUCAUUCCUGUGACAACAAUAACCACUCCAGCCUGGACAAAAGUUUCACUUCCCACUCGCUGUGCUGCCAAACAGUUCCUCUGCCAGAGUCGAGUACAAAUGUGUGUGAGGUGUGCCUAAGCUUGUCACGAUCGAGCCUGACCAGCUCGUCUAUACGUUGCUCGUUCCCCUCCAUGACUCAGGGAGGAGACGUGUUGCGGUCUAAUCUCAGACACUGUUGCCUACACCAACUACCUGCCCCCGUGUCCAUAAACACUGCAACCACAGUGGGCUGUACCAACUUCCUGAACAGCUACAGCCCAUUCAGUCAAUACAGUGCCUGCUGCAAAAAAGUAGAACUCAGCAAUGAUUCACAAGCCAAAGAGGAGCCAGACAUGCAAAGAGUUCCCUUUCCGCGUCCUCCUUCGUCUAUCCCUCCAUCCUCUGUCCCUCAGGAGGGAGGAGACGGCAUCACAGGGCUCCGGUGUCAGACCAACAGGACGCUCAGGUUUUAUGUGCUGGAUGUUGCUCUGAACUGGCCUCUGGCGAUGAGGCUUGGAGCAACAGGCAACAGAAGUGCUUCUCUUUACCAGGAGGCUGGUGCGCGAGGGGAUUGGAGCAGUGACGGGUCGUUUGCAGCUAUUGUGAACCUGAAAGACGAGGUUCAUUAUGUUCUUCACCGCAGCCCAGCAACCACACUGACUGAGUCUCUGGAGGCCUUCAUCAGGAACUUCAGCGCUCCAUACAGCCUCUUGCAGAGAUACUUGGUGGGAGAAGAAGAAAGGAAAGGAGGGCAGAGGGAAUCCAGUCAUCCAGACAAUCACCAGCACUCACAUCCACGCCCCCUCAUCACAGAACUUACCACUUCCUCCUUCCUGCCAUCUGUCAUGGAUCUCCAAAAGGAUGUGCUGCUGUUCUAUUACACUCAGUGGUGUGGAUUUUGCUCUGUUCUCAACCACAUCAUCAUCCAGCUGGCCAGAUUAUUACAGGGAAACAGCACCAUCACUGUGGCCAGGGUGAAUGUUGCACGUAAUGACCUUCCAUGGGAAUUUAUGGUGGAUCAUAUUCCCUCUAUUCUUCUCUUUCCCAAAUACAGAAAACAUUCUAGUGUGAAGUUUCCUGACGACCUGCCCAUCACGCUACCCAACCUCCUUCAAUUCAUCCUGCAGCACUCUGGCUCUGUACAACAUGCAGACAAACCAGUGGCUUCUAGUGAAGCAAAGGGUCCAGGACCCAGUGCUAUCUUCCGUACAGAGUUUCUGGCACUCCAGCAUGAGGUUCAAGCGCUGCAUCACGCCCGCGAACGUCUCUCCCAACAGCUGGCGCAGCUGUGGCGCGACAACCGACGACUAAAAUUUGACACCCUCAGCUUAGAGGCGCAGAAUGCAGAGCUGCAGCGAGAAAGGCAAAGCUUAGAGGAACAGCACCGGGAGAAAAGCAGGCAGCUUGGGGAAGCGGUGAGGCGGCUGCAGGAGCUGGCAGACACCUCUGAAAACCUGCUGAACGAGAACACACUGCUCAGGGUCCUACUGAGGGCGGUGAAGGACAGGACAAUGGCUAAAGAGCAGGCGGAGGUGGAGAGCAAAGAUGCAGAACAGAAAAGAAGCCACAUGGCAUCCUGACCACAAGUCUGCAGAGAAUCCUGAGAACAACACUGAGAAGAGGAAGAGGGCCGGGAAAUGAAGGGAGGACUGAAAUGGAUUACAAAAAUAGCUUUGAUUAGACCUGAGAUGUGGUGAAACAGGAGGGAUUUUUGAAGUAGAUGAAGCUGAAAGUAAGAGGUUGCGUUAAACCCGUAGGGCAACGACCUGAUACUUUGUCUCAUAAAAGAAAAUGAGGAUGAAAUGGCAGUUAAGAUCUGUCAAAAUGAAAAAGUAAAACUGCUGCUAGGUCAGGACAGAAGUAAGGAAAGAAAAAGUUGGGUAAGUAGCGAGGGAAACAGUUGUGUCAGUCAGGGACUGUGCAGCGAUGAAAGUGGGACUAUCCACUCUUAGGAACACACUAGUAUGGGAAUUAAGUGCCAACUGCCCAAUUCAUACUACUCAGUUCUGAUGCUGUGCUUGCAAAAAUGUAAUGCGUUUAAUGUACUACACAGACCCUGCAGCAAAAUUCUCUACCCUCUCUGAAUUACACGAACAAAUAAAAACAAUGAGGUUAAAAUUACCCAUCGCUCACUACAACAUCUCACAUGAUAAAUUAAGUAUAAUGUCCACAGCACUGAUUCCAUCAGUACAAAAACAGAGUUUUGUUAUACUCACCACUCUGCUGCUCUCAAUUCAUCUUUUUUAACAGAAAUAACGUUUUCCUUCUGAAAUGAAUUCCACUCGUUCCAUCUUUGCCCUACUCCUGACCAAUGUGAAGACAUCAUCAACAAAACUUGACAAAAGUGUUCAGUUACAUUCAUGGUAGCUUAAAAUCCUUUAAGGGGGGAAACAUAAAGUGGAGCAUAGCAUGACUUGACAAUGACUGUUGCUGUACUGAGAGAAUUAGUUCUGUGGAAAUCGACAUUAAACUGAAUUUAUCAGGACAAGAGGUUAACAUGGAAGACGUUUUGAGUUUGCAUUUACUGUGAAACGGAACAUUAAUAAGGCCUGUUUCUCUGCCACAGGUAAAUAUAAAUGGCACUAUUAAAGAAUGUAUGUUAUGCACUCACCUGCUGCCCUACAAGCUGAGAGAUGAUGGUGAUGUUUUCCCAACAGUCCUUUGCUUUUAAAUUGAUGUACAGUAGUGGGUAAGUGCAUAAUUACAGGUUAGUGAUGUAGAAUUUGGCUGCAGGGAGAGAGGGCUACUAAUGAAGCUGAGACUUAUUUAAUACUGAAGAUGUGGCACCAUCUUGCAGAUCUACAGAUCUGUAAGUGAGCCUAAGAGCACUUGAAAUAAUUAACAAGAAUUCUCUUUUGUAUGGAAGGGGAUACAUCAUCUUUUGUUAAACUGAUCUAUUUUUACAGGAAUCCUUGAGUCACUAAAAUAUUAUUUCUAUGUAACUAUUCAGGUAUUAAGACUGCAAAGCUGCAGUUGUUUACAUGUGAAAUAUUGCACCUGUUUUUACUGAUUAAAAAUCUUUCAUCUUA